Messenger RNA from Penicillium egyptiacum, 354 nucleotides. Lineage: Eukaryota; Fungi; Ascomycota; Eurotiomycetes; Eurotiales; Aspergillaceae. The record is from the annotation of a GenBank genome assembly.
AUGGUUGAAACCGAACCCUCUGCGGAGACCGGCAACGUUUUGAUAGCCUUGGCCGAAGGGGACGUCGACUGCAAGGGCUCUGCCCUUUGCGAAAGACUCGGUUCUAGCUGUGACGAUGCUUAUCGCAAGGUUAUUCCCAGCAACACCUACAGCACUUACCUCGACUCUUCCAAUACUGGAACUUGUAGUGAUACCUGCGGCCUUUUUGUCAGCGGCAACCACUGUGAAGUUAUGGGGCAGCAUUUGAUGGACGCCUACAAUGACAUUUGCAACCGAGGCCAUUGCAGCCAUUGCGGACGCAAGCAAAUUGCCAACGGCUGUACGAUCAAGAUUGACCGGAUGACGGGUUGCUAA